Molecule: messenger RNA, 915 nt
Organism: Prunus dulcis (almond)
Lineage: Eukaryota; Viridiplantae; Streptophyta; Magnoliopsida; Rosales; Rosaceae
Exons: 1
Coding region: 1-915 (304 amino acids)
Source: RefSeq, a predicted model, not a curated record
AUGGAACACCUCAAAACAUUCCUUCUAAAACGCUUCCGCAUCAAAGAUCUCGGAGAUUUGAAAUAUUUUUUGGGCAUUGAAUUCUCCCGCUCCAAGAAAGGUAUUUUUAUGUCUCAGAGAAAAUAUGCACUAGAUAUUUUGCAAGAUUCAGGACUUCUGGGGGCAUGCCUAGACAACUUUCCAAUGGAACAGAAUUUGAAACUAACUCCCACAGAUGGAGCACUGUUGCAUGAUCCAACUAAGUACAGAAGACUGGUUGGUAGACUGAUUUAUCUCACUGUCACAAGGCCUGACAUAGCCUAUUCCGUUCGAACAUUGAGUGAAUUUAUGCAUCAACCACGAAAACCUCAUUGGGAUACUGCCUUACGGAUCCUCAAAUAUGUCAAGGGUACUCCUGGUCAAGGUUUGUUAUUUCCUGCCUCUAACAAUCUUGCCUUGAAAGCUUUUUGUGAUUCAGAUUGGGGAGGUUGUCGUGCCACAAGGAGGUCAGUUACAGGAUAUUGUGUUUUUCUUGGAAAUGCCCUCAUCUCAUGGAAAUCCAAGAAACAAACUAAUGUUUCUAGAUCAUCAGCUGAAGCAGAAUAUCGAGCCAUGGCUAAUACUUGUUUGGAGCUGACUUGGUUGCGCUACAUAUUACAGGAUUUAAAGGUCCUACAGACAGUUCCUGUGCCAUUAUUUUGUGAUAAUCAGGCAGCUUUGUAUAUUGCAGCAAAUCCUGUUUUUCAUGAACGUACAAAGCACAUUGAAAUAGAUUGUCACAUAGUUCGAGAAAAAUUGCAAGCCGGAAUGAUUAGUCCUUCAUAUGUCCCUACACGCUUCCAGCUGGCAGAUGUGUUUACGAAGGCCUUGGGAAAGGAUCAAUUUGUGACACUACGAGACAAGUUGGGUCUUCAUGAUAUUCACUCUCCAACUUGA